UAUAAAAGCAGGUGCGCUGUUGCGCCGCACCGCCUUCUCACGGUAACAGCUGGGAGUCGACGUCUGCGAGCGUGCUCAGACAUUUUACCUUUGCACGAAAGCGUUCCAACAUGGCAGUCGUGUUUAGAUCAGCGUUCUUCGUGUUGAUAGUCCUCAUGUCAACGCAAGUCGCCGGCCAGAGCUCCACGGCUAACCUAGAGGCCCUACUCCGGGACCACUUCAGCACCAACCGCCACCACGUCACCAACAUCCUCGGCAAGAUGGCGGCCAGAGACUUCAUUUACGACACUUGGAAGGUUUACGGCAUGCAGGUGUUCCUGCACUACUUCCAGACCGCCAACGUUGUGUACUCUGCCUCUAAUGUCGUUGGGCUGUGGCCGGGCCGCUACACGGGGACUGCGGCGGACAGACCCGUCCUGCUGACCGCCCACUACGACACCAUGCGCGACACCCCCGGAGUGGACGACAACGGGUCCGGCCUGGCCGCCCUGAUGGAGUCCGCCCGGCUCAUCACCUCACAGCCCUGCCUGCAGGACCACACCGUGGUCUUCACGGCGUUCGACCUGGAGGAGUGGGAAUCAGGUUCCGCCCCGGGCGUGGCCUGUACCCGGCUCGGCUGCGGCAGCCGGGAGUUCGUGAACGCCAUCCUCCUGCCCUACCUCCAUCAGACCGGCGUCUCAACCGCAAACUUCGGCGGCGCCGUCGUCAUGGAUACCAUCAUGAACUACAACAACAGCCAGGGAGCGCAGUCCAUCCCGGGAGGCCAGGUGUUUGGAGCGACGCCUGGAUUGACCGACGCGUACGCCAGCAUCUCCGGCGGAGGCUUCAGGGGGAACUUCCUCGCCACCAUCUCCAGACAGCCGUACGACUCCCCGGUACUCAACACGUUCAACCGUCGGUGGGCCGGGCUCAGCAACCAGCAGUACAACAUACAGUCCCUGGGAAUCCCCAUCAAGGACCUAGUGCGGGACCUGGACGGGAACCCGUACGCGGACGUUUACCGGCAGCUCAUCCGCGGGGAUUUCUACAGCUUCUGGGCGGGAGACCCGGACCUCAGGGCCUUGUUUCUAACAGACACAGGUAACCUCCGCGGCGGCAUGCAGAGUUGUUACCACCAAGGCUGUGAUGACCUCUCCAGGGUCACUCCGGAGCGGCUCAGUUUCCUCCAGAAGACCACGGACGCCGUCACCGCGGCGCUGUGGGAGCUGGCCAAUGGAACAACAUGCACAGCCCCAACGAGUGCAGUUCCCCAAGACUUCAAGACAGGUCUGCGCAUGACCGGAAACCUGGUGCUUCCCUACGCGCCGAACGACUUCCGCUUUUCGGUUACGUCAUACAGCACCACUGGAGUCGUCAUGGCAACGUUCUCUAACGACACUUUGACGCUCAACCUGGCAGGUCGCUUCGACGACAAGACCCUCCAGUUGACAUUUCGCCUGUCCGAACCGACGAAUGCGUUUCCGGGUCAAAUCGACCCGCUACAAACAAUGGCCUGGGUCAUGUCCGGUCAGGUGAUGACCGUAAAAGGAAGCCUCUUCUACACUGGAGAGGUGCAGGGCCUUUUCGGACCGCAGGGGGGCGCUGUGUCAUUCGGGUUCAUCAGUUCGACAGGAAAUGACACAUCUGGUCAAGGCACGUCCGCCCUGUCCAUAAUUUUCUUCGUAUCGUCUGGAGUCUUCUUCGCCCUGGCCAUCGCCCUGUAUGCUUAUACUAUUUGUAAGACGAAACGACUGGGGGAACCUUUCAGUCAGGAACAACCAAUCUGAUCUUUUGACUUCAGAAAGAGAAAACAUUGAGGAGAGUAGAAACAGGAAUACCUGGAUAAAGUUUGAAAUGAUAGUCAUAUUCAAUUUUCCCUAACAUGGAAUUCUACGAGGAUCGCCAUUUUUUAUAUAUAUAUCAUUGAUUGAUAUACGUUACUUACUUCUAACCAAGUAAAGUAUUUCAGAAUCAAAUACGUUUGAAAAGACAACGUACGUGUUUACGUUUUGUGUUCUGUUUGUACAUCCGCUUCUUUAUUCCCGGAUUUACUCAUUGAUACAAUGAAAAGAUUCUGAACAAUAUUCCAUUGAAGUGUAUAUCUUGUAUAGUUGCAGUUUGAUUACAAUCACGUUGAACUAAUAGUGACUGAAUCUAUGUUUGUAUUGUGACUAUAUAUAGUGUAAUUAUUGUCCGCCAUACUGGAUGGUUAGCCUUGGAAGUUUAGAUUCUUGUAGAGCUCUUUUGGUGCACAAGAUAGCAGCGAAAAUAACAACUCAAGAGAUCUAUUUACAUACACGAGGCUGCAUGUUUUUUCUAUAACAUAUUGCAUUGUAAUUUGUAACUUCGUUCCAGCAGCAAAGAUACAAGACUUAAGAAAGUUAAUUCUGGUCGGUGUUUUCUUCUCUUCAAAUAUCUCAUACGCACUAUAUAUAUUAGGUAUAGUAUAAUAAAUUUGUACACUCCAUCUACUUAA
Branchiostoma belcheri (Belcher's lancelet) is the source of this 2455-nucleotide messenger RNA. RefSeq lists its product as uncharacterized. The transcript is spliced from 12 exons. Bases 111 to 1766 code for a protein of 551 amino acids. The record is from RefSeq and is a predicted model, not a curated record. Gene Ontology annotation, molecular function: metalloexopeptidase activity. Lineage: Eukaryota; Metazoa; Chordata; Leptocardii; Amphioxiformes; Branchiostomatidae. Gene Ontology annotation, biological process: proteolysis.